AUGAGUGGAGGUGAUUUCUCGCGCCCCGUGGCGCAGCGGCUGCCGCCGGACUUGACGGAAAGUCAGAAGCAAGACAUCGCUGAGGCCUUCCGCAUCCUCGACGUGGACAGUACGGAGACGAUUACACCCAACGACCUCAAGGUCGCCUUUCGCGCCCUAGGUUAUGAGCCGCAGAAGGACAUCAUUAAGAAGCUCGUGGCAGAGAUGGACAAGAGCGGCGUGUCGAGCAACCUCAUCCUCCCCGAGUUCGAGGCCAUCAUGAAGGGGAAGUUCUUCGCGGACGACAACGAAGAGGUGCGCCUCGCCUUCCCGCAUUUCACAGGGGGAAACUCGGAGUACAUCACCCUCGACGACCUUAAGCGGGUGGCAGCGGAGGUUGGUGAGGACAUGCCGGAGGAUGUCUUGAAGGCGAUGAUUGAGGAGGCAGACGUGCUUGACCACGACAACCGCGUGUCGAGGGAGGAGUUCCUGCGGAUGCUGAUACCUCCCCGAGAGAAGUGA
Trypanosoma grayi is the source of this 501-nucleotide messenger RNA. RefSeq names its product centrin. Gene Ontology annotation, biological process: spindle pole body duplication. NCBI's taxonomy places the organism in Eukaryota, Euglenozoa, Kinetoplastea, Trypanosomatida, Trypanosomatidae. Gene Ontology annotation, cellular component: half bridge of spindle pole body; mitotic spindle pole body. Gene Ontology annotation, molecular function: calcium ion binding; microtubule binding. The transcript has a single exon. The coding region runs from base 1 to 501 and encodes 166 amino acids. The record is from RefSeq and is a predicted model, not a curated record.